AUGCUAUCGAAAUGUGAGUUUUUUCUUUGGAGAAAAUUGGAUUUGAGGCCGUAAUCUUAAUUUAUCUGGAAACAAAACCAUUUUUGAGGUCCCAUCUUUGGGCUCACAAUCAGAGUCAAUUAUUUUUUCGGAUUUUGGGAAAAAUUUGAUAAUUUUCAGCCCGAAAAACAAUUUAGUUUUCAAUUUUCUAGAAUAAUCAAGUUCAGACUUAAAGAUUUCCCAGAACACCUGAUAUAGUCUCCAUUUUUUCCAGAUGUAAUUUGUAUUCUUCUGUUCAUUCAAUUCUCAAAUAUCCUCGCAACCAGCGAUAAAAUCGAUUGCUCAGGUUCAGAAGUCAGUUUCAUCGAUCAACAACAAACAAAAAAUAUCACCGACAAAAGUUGCACUCAUAUAACCGGUGAUAUUAUUCUCAAAGAUCUCGAAAAUGUCGAAUUCAGUUUUUCAAGUAUUCGAAAAAUUCAAGGAAGUAUAAUUAUUGAAAAUAUGAAGAAUAGUGCAUUAUUUUUGAAUGAUUUGAUAUCGAUUGAUUCAGGAUCAAAACCGGCAAUUAUUAUUAGAAAUAAUGAGAAUUUCCGUUUUGAAAUUUCGAAUAAAUUUAGAAAAUGUAGCAGUUCAAAUUUGGAAUUUGUUUAUGAAUUGACUGAAAAUUCACCAAACCCAAUUGAUGUGAAGACAUAUACAAAAUUGUAUUUGGCGGCUACUGGAUCUAUUACUUCCCCUGUUUUUUAUAUCGAUAAUUCGAUUCAUUCGGAAAGUUGUAAUCAAGAUUGUGAGUUUUAUUUUUGAUUUUAAGGAUUGGGAAAGCUUGAGGAUAUGAUUUCUGAAUCGAGCCCAGCUUCUAGAUAGUCACACAUCUGAAAAAAACAUUUUUCAGUCUUCAAAAUGCUCUCAACAAUUAUGGGUUUUCUUGGCGUCGUUCUUAUCACUGCACUUUUCCUUGUUCAUCAUUAUGGAAGAGAAUUCAGUGAGUAG
Messenger RNA from Caenorhabditis angaria, 972 nucleotides. Lineage: Eukaryota; Metazoa; Nematoda; Chromadorea; Rhabditida; Rhabditidae. The record is from the annotation of a GenBank genome assembly.